This is a messenger RNA of Racocetra fulgida, 197 nucleotides long. Lineage: Eukaryota; Fungi; Glomeromycota; Glomeromycetes; Diversisporales; Gigasporaceae. The record is from the annotation of a GenBank genome assembly.
AUGUUGAAACGUAAAGAUGCUCCCCAGGACAACAGUCAAGAUAGCAAAAAGCAAAAGACUGUUGCUUCAAAACAAGGUUUACUUACGUCUUGGAUCAAACAGCCCUCUUCUGGGGAAGUAGUAACUAAAGUCACCGGAAAACUGAGUGAAGAAAUGAAAAAGCUGUUACGAAUAGAACUUGAAACCAUGGAUGGCGA